This is a messenger RNA of Drosophila grimshawi, 1489 nucleotides long. RefSeq names its product guanine nucleotide-binding protein subunit beta-like protein 1. Lineage: Eukaryota; Metazoa; Arthropoda; Insecta; Diptera; Drosophilidae. The record is from RefSeq and is a predicted model, not a curated record. The transcript is spliced from 3 exons. The coding region runs from base 75 to 1046 and encodes 323 amino acids. Gene Ontology annotation, molecular function: protein binding.
AUCUUAUCGACAUCUGCAACGCAAAACACGCUUUUUAGUUCAUAAUUUAAUCAAUUUAAAUACGCUUUUUUGAAAUGGCUGUGCUACCACCAGAUCCAGUGUUCAGUUUACGUUGCCCCGACAUGGGCGCAGUGAAUUCCCUAUGUUUCCACGAAAGCGAACGCCUGCUGGCGGGCACCAUCAAAGGCAAAGUAUUUCUUUGGGAUCUACAGACAAAUCGUUCGGCGCUGCACUUUGAGGUGGGCAGCGAGCCAAUUACGAAUCUACAUCACACAACAGAGCAUCUGAUAACUCAGGAGAAGGGCGGCACCAUCACCAUGUUCUCCAUUAGCAACAGUUCCUAUGUCAAAGAGCGGAGCAUUCCCGGUAAUCAUUUGGGCUAUUGCCGCACCGCUCUGCACAUCAAUCCGAAUAAUACAAAUGAACAGCUAUUGUUCUAUCCGUGCGAGGAUACGGCCAUUGGUGUGCUGCACGUAACGGAUCCGGCGGCACCAACACAAAUGCUACAACCGGAUGAUCCACAGUUGCCCAAAUUGGGCAGCGUCACCUGUUUUAAGCCGUUUGAGUGCGCCUCCCAAUUGUUUCUACUCGCCGGCUACGAAUCGGGGCAUUUUCUCACCUGGGAUCUCAGCUCGGGCUGUAUGAUUGAUGUCAUGGAACUGGCACCGGAAGCCCUGACGGUUGACUACGAUUCCAUCACAAAUCGCGGCAUUGUUGGCGGCGCUUCGGACAAGCUGACGACCUUUAGCUAUCAGCGACAAUCGAUGCAGAUGCAACGCGGAUCGGAGCUGUGCAUCAAGAAUCCGGGCGUGAAUUGUGUGCGCAUACGCUCCGAUCAGAAGGUCUUCGCCAGCGCUGGCUGGGAUGGACGCAUACGCAUCUUUUCGUGGAAGAGUUUGCGACCGCUUGCAGUGCUCACACAGCACAAGCAGGGCGGCGUCAUGGACCUGGCCUACUCCGCGCAACCGGUGUCCAUGUGGCAUGCACCUAUUAUGGCGGCAGCUGGCAUGGAUGCACAGAUCUCACUCUGGGACUUGUACAACUAAAAUGGGGAAGCCCUAGCAUCUACCUCCCAGACACAGUUGUCUUUUUAUAUUUAGCUCUUAAGUGUUACACAUUUUGAACUAAUCCUAUCUUCUGGCAGCGACUGACAAUUCGGAAGCAAAUACUUUCUGAAUAAGCCCUGUAAUUUAGUUGAUCUUUAACAGCUAUCUAUACAAUAUAUAUGAAUAAUCCGUACAGUUCCAUUCGGAAUAUUACUAUUUUAAAUGAAAUCAAAAGGCUAUAUUAAAUCUUGAUCUAAUUGUGAAUUUUGUUUUCGAAAAUUAUUCAAGCUUCUCAAUGUAUUGAAAACCGUUUAAAGUUGAAUAUAUUUCAUUAUCUUUGACAUUAGAAUUCUCAGAUAAAUAAUUAUCCGAAGGCUAUGUAACAAUUUGUUAAUAUUCUCUUUAAUAAAUGAAAACUUUAUCAAAGUUAAAUGAAAUUCCAA